AUGGAGAAUUUUGUUGAUGAUGAAGUUCUUCACACUUAUUAUCAAUGCCUGAGGAGUAGAGGGGAAGUUAAGGUGAAAAACUAUGCCCCUGAUAAAUGGUUUUGCAGUAAUAGGUUUGAACAUAUAUUUACUUGCCUCCAUAAGCUUUCAAGAACGCCCAUAUCACUAGGUGGGGAUAAUUUAACCUGGAGAUUAUUGAAGAAUGGUAAGGUCUUAAAGGAGAAUCAGAGGAAGUUGAAUGAGGCAAUUGAUGUUAUGCAUGAGUGUUUUGAGCCAGCUGUGGAUCCUCUGACUGGAAGAGAUCUUGCUCUAGAUGUUAUAUUAAAUAGCAAAUCUAAAACGAAGGACAAGAACUUUCAAGGAUUCUACACAUUUGUUCUGGAGAAGAAAGGAGAAAUUGUUUCUGUGGCAACUGUAGAGUGUUUGAAGAGGUUGCUGAGAUGCCAUUAG
Pistacia vera is the source of this 450-nucleotide messenger RNA. RefSeq names its product increased DNA methylation 1-like. NCBI's taxonomy places the organism in Eukaryota, Viridiplantae, Streptophyta, Magnoliopsida, Sapindales, Anacardiaceae. The coding region runs from base 1 to 450 and encodes 149 amino acids. Gene Ontology annotation, molecular function: transcription corepressor activity. The record is from RefSeq and is a predicted model, not a curated record. The transcript has a single exon. Gene Ontology annotation, biological process: negative regulation of DNA-templated transcription.